This is a messenger RNA of Paramisgurnus dabryanus, 2442 nucleotides long. RefSeq names its product signal transducing adaptor family member 2a (gene stap2a). Gene Ontology annotation, molecular function: signaling adaptor activity. Lineage: Eukaryota; Metazoa; Chordata; Actinopteri; Cypriniformes; Cobitidae. The record is from RefSeq and is a predicted model, not a curated record.
GCCAUAUUGAAUCUCUCGUGCCGUCUCGUGCGUUGUGCCUCUGAAUCCGUGUCAGUGACGGAUUAAUCACGCGUGUCCACUGCCAUACAUCUCUCACCCGAAGAAGGCGUGUCACUCCCCCGGCAAUCACAUCAGCGUCUCUUUGUCCCCGUCGCCGUCUGUCGGUACCGGGCUGUGCUGCUGGAGUCAUGGCGGCGGCGCCCGUGAAUCCGCGCACCGGGAGCCCGAGAGCGCAGCUGCCGCCGUGCUAUUACGAGGGAUAUCUGGAGAAAAGAGGACCGAAGGAGAAGGUAGCUCGCCGUUUGUGGACCUGCUUAUGUGGAAAUGCGUUAUACUUCUACAACAAUGCUAAAGACCCACAAUAUGUAGAGAAGUUGGAUCUGAGUGGAUUUGUGUCUCUGAUUGACGACCCAAGCCGUGACAGAAACCUAGAAGCAGCGCGACUAAACCUGCGAAUGAAGGAUGGAGAAAUCAAACUUACUGCUCCCAAUCUAGAAGCCCGUGAGAUGUGGAAAGGGUUCCUCUACUCUGUAGUAGAUCUGGCCGUGCCCACCACCCUCACCCUCCUGCCCGGGCAGCUUCACAUGCUGAGGGAGGUCGUAGAGAAGGAAAAACUGCGACGGAGGGCUCGCGCUGCAUCCCGAGCUCCCGCGUCCCCCCUCUCCCUGCCGCUGGUGGGGGAAAUACCUGCGUGUUUCAGACCUGUAUCUCGUACUGAAGCUGAAGUGUUGUUGGAAAGACAUCCAGACUCUGGAAACAUGCUUCUCCGACCGGGAAGAGAUGGGACUUCACUCGCCGUCACCACACGACAAGACCUGAACGGGUCUGUGUUCAGACACUACAGAGUGACACAGAAGCAGCAGGGUGGUUAUAUCAUCGAUGUGGAAAACCCAAUCCCCUGUCCCACCCUUCAUGAUGUCAUCAACGCUCUCAUGGAGAAAACCGCCGGCACGCUUCAGCCCUUUAUAUUAGAGGAGCCGUAUGAAGAAAACAUCACGUUUGUGUCAUCCAACGAUGAAAACGGCGAGAGGACUCUUCACUGCGCUCCCACAGGACCCCUCUCCAGAGCUCCUGCCCUGCCUCCUAAACAAGUAGGUACAGACAGAUGGACCCUACGAUCGCAGACGAGGUCUCCCAGUUCCUCCCCUCGAUCAUUUUCACCAACCGGUUCCCCAUCAAACUCAAUGAGAAGGCUGGUUCUGUCUCCCUCACCUCUUUCACAAAGCCUCACAGAAGAGCUCAAACAGAAGCUGGAGAAAAGACGGACCAGUCAAGAGUGAUUUCCUACUGAUGACUCCGCCCACCCGCCACGCCCACCCUCUGUCGUCUUAUUCUGCCAGUGCCUUCCAAUAAUGACUUCCGACCCCUCACACAGACACGGAUUCUCCGUAAUCAGCAAUCUUCCCUCUGUGUGACUGUAUACUACUGCCGCUUUAUUUGAUCCUAUAAACAGCACAAACACCAGAGAGCCGAGGUCGCUCAACUAUCCUGCCUCAUGCCACUUCAGCAUGGAAAAUUAUCCUCAGAGAUUUUGGAAACUCAGCUGAAAAAUCUGAUCCAGGAUUCUCCGUUUUCAUUAAUAUAACUGAGAUUUAUCCCUCAAAUCAAGAGGACAGUCGCACAUUUAAUAAAGAAGCACAUUGAACAGGUCUCACAAUAAAGGAUUUGAUCGUAUUGCUGAUUUCAAUCAAGUGUUAACUGUGAACUGGGCUGUGAAAUUAAAGUUUAGUGCUCUGAGUGUCUUAGUCCCUACUGAAAAGACCAACCUAAGCUGGUUGAAUGGUUUUUGUUGAUCUCCCAGCUUGGUUUUAGCUGGUUAAGAUGGUAUAUCAUGUUGUUUUUAGAGAGGUUUUGGCCACUUUUUAGCUGGUCAGGCUGGGAGACCAGCUAACCCAUCAGCAAACACAAGCUGACCCACCAGCUUAACCAGGGUGAAAGACCAGCUCUGCCAGACUGGGAGGACCAUCUUAAACCAGUUACUUCCAUCUUAUACCAGCUAAGCUGGUUUAAACUAGUGGGUCAGCUGGUCUUCCAGCCUGACUAGCUUAGAAACCAGCCAGCUACACCAGCUAAAACCAGGUUGGGAGACCAGCUAGAAACUGAUAUAUUUUGAAAUUAAGUAAUGCAUUUGUACAGUUGCAUUAGAAACACUGAAGUCUGUGGGGUUUGAUCUUGUAAAGCUGUCAUUAUUAAAAAUAUAACAGAGACAGUUCAGCGUUCUGAAGUUCAGUGUUUCUAAGAUUUGUAAGCAUUUGGGUUGAUAGAUGGUUGCAUCUUUAUUUCCUGUGGCAGUCUUUAAUCAACAUGCAUGGUGCUACUGUGACUUUGUAGAUAUCUGUUUUCAUGUGAUGUUAAAAUGAUUUCUUUGCUAUUUAUAAUCGUAAUAUUUAUGGGAAUAAAGGGAAGGUUUUGUAGAAGUUAUAAGUUAUUAUCCUUGCAUAA